Molecule: messenger RNA, 2832 nt
Organism: Coniophora puteana RWD-64-598 SS2
Lineage: Eukaryota; Fungi; Basidiomycota; Agaricomycetes; Boletales; Coniophoraceae
Exons: 10
Coding region: 1-2832 (943 amino acids)
Source: RefSeq, a predicted model, not a curated record
AUGCCAGUUUGCCCUUACAAGAAAUGCGGCCGCGUUCUACGGAACGAGUCUGGGUACACUCAGCACAUCAGGUCAGCCCACCAGGGCAUUAUUCGCCAGCGCCGACACCACCAGCCAGCACCAUACUCCAUCCAACCUCUCCCUCCUUCCCCUCCACUGCCUUCGCCACAUUCGUUUUCUCCUCCACCUCCGCCCUCUUCACCAUCACGCCGGUCUUCUCAAGCAUCGCCUCAGCCCUCACCGCCUCAGUCUCCUCAGGGACCGUCUAUAUUUCUGACGUCCCCUACAGCACGAAAAUGUUCUCCCAACGCAGAAUUUCUUCCAUCCGAUGCUCCCCCGUCGCCACCUUCUCAGCGCCCGCCAACAGACUACUUCCCAUUCGACAAUCAACUUCAGUUCGAAACUGCCGACCUCCUUUACCGGGAAUCGCAGAUGUCUGCGGGACACAUCGACAUGCUCUGCAAAAUUUGGCGUGCGUCAAUGCCCCCCGGCUUCAACGCUCCCUUCCUCGACCACGCGAAAAUGUAUAGUGCCAUCGACGCCAUUGAAGAUGGUCAUAUUCCCUGGCAAUCAUUCAACAUUACCUAUCAAGGCCCUCGACCAGCCGGCUAUGUCCCCCCAUGGAUGAAGGCUAAAUACGACGUCUGGUUUCGUGACCCACGAGAAGUCCUCAAGAAUAUGAUAGCGCGGCCAGACCUGCAAGAACAUAUCGACCUCACACCCUUCCGCGACUACGAUGAAUCGGGCACCCGUCAUUACGAGAAUCUUUUCUCGGGCGAUUGGGCUUGGGACCAAGCUGACCAAAUUGCUCAAGACCCGGACACUCACGGUGCGACUUUCGUACCGUUUGUCCUAGGUAGCGAUAAGACCACCGUGUCUGUCGCUACCGGACAUACAGAGUACUACCCUCUCUACAUCUCACUUGGCAAUGUACACAACAACACGCGACGCGCUCAUCAAGAUGCCGUCGCUCUCGUCGGGUUUCUGUCCGUCCCAAAAACGAACAAGUCAUACAAUGCCGACCCCCACUUUCGCCACUUUUGCCGCCAGCUGUACCACUGCUCGCUCGCAACCAUCUUCGACGUCUUCAAGUCCGGCAUGACACGAUACGAGGUGGUUCAAUUUGGCGACGGCUAUCACCGAUGGGUGAUAUGGGGAAUUGGGCCCUAUAUAGCAGACUACCCCGAGCAGGUGCUGCUCGCCGGCGUCGUUCAAGGCUGGUGCCCCCGCUGUCUUGCAUUUCCCGAAGAUCUUGAUGACGCCGACGCCCUGCUGCGCUGCGAGGAACACGAUGACGCAUUGGUCGAAGAUUUUCAUCCAGCUUUGUUAUGGGAUUCAUACGGAGUUAUUGCAAACGUCGUCCCAUUUACCAGCGACUUUCCCCGUGCCGACAUCCACGAACUUCUCGCGCCCGACAUCCUCCACCAACUCAUCAAGGGGACAUUUAAGGACCACCUCGUCGAGUGGGUGGGGAAGUACCUCAUCCAGGUGCACGGCAAGACGGAGGCAAAGAAAAUUAUGGACGAUAUUGAUCGUCGGAUCUCGGUUGCGGCUCCCUUUGCCGGUCUUCGUCGAUUCCCCGAAGGCCAUGACUUCAAGCAAUGGACGGGAGAUGAUUCCAAGGCGUUGAUGAAGGUUUAUCUCCCCGCGCUUGAGGGUCAUCUCCCCGACGACAUCAUACGGACUUUUCGCGCUUUUUUGGAGUUUUGCUAUCUCGUCCGCCGCAAUGCGCUCACGGACAAGGAUCUCGUUGACAUCCAGGGCGCUCUCGACCGUUUCCAUCACUAUCGAAGCUUUUUCACGGACUACGGGGUCGCGGCAACGGUAUCAUUGCCACGUCAACACUCCAUGCAACACUACCUCUAUUUAGUCCGACAAUUUGGCGCCCCGAACGGCCUUUGUUCCUCCAUCACGGAGUCAAAGCACAUUCAGGCGGUGAAAGAACCCUGGCGCUGGUCCAGUCGCUUCAACGCGCUCGGACAAAUGCUUGUCACAAACCAGCGGCUGGAUAAACUCAAGGCGUGCCGACGCAGCUUCGCGGAGCGGGGGAUGAUCUUGCCUCUCACAGACGAAGAACCACGUUCACGAUCUAUCGAUGAGAACCCAGAGGAUUCAGAAGCUGUUGAUGGAGCAGAUCUAUCUGCAGAGGUGACACUUCCAACGCGACCCAGCCCCGAACGUCCCAAGAACGUUGGUGACCUUGCGGAUGAGUUAAGGAUCCCAAACCUUGAACGACUCGCGCACCGGUUUCUCUUUGGCCAGCUCCAUCCCCGAGAUCCCCGUGUGCUGCUGCGCUCCGUUCCCAUCAGGGACUGCCCGACUUUUCCCGAUCGCAUCAAAGUCUUCAACUCCGCGCGCGCCGUCUUCAAAGCCCCGAGUGACAUCUUUGGAUUGUCGGGCAUGAGGAGCGAGCGCAUCCGCUCUUGCCCUCUAUGGAGAGGCGAGGCACCUCGUUACGACUGCGCCUUCCUCAUGACCAACUCCGGCAUCAAGGGGACGCUAGCGAUGGACAUUGCUCGCGUCCUCGCAUUCUUCUCGUUUCGGUACCGAGGGACAGUUUACCCUUGUGCCAUCGUCCACUGGUUCGAAUAUUCUGAGGAGGAGCGGGACGAAAACACGGGCAUGUACGUCGUGAAGCCCAUGUCCAACCGCGACGGCUCCCCUCGAGUGGACAUCGUCCACAUCGACAGCUUCGUACGCGCGGCUCAUCUCCUCCCUCAGUUUGGUACAACUGAAGUCUCGGAGGACCUAAAGUGCUUUCACUCGUAUGACCAUUUCAAAAGCUUCUAUCUCAACAAGUUUGUUGAUCAUCACGCUUUCGAGAUUGCUUAA